AAGGUCCAUCAUCAAUGAAUGGCUCUUAUUCUUCCAUGGUUACUGGCAGCUUUGCCUAAUUGCCAUGGAAUGUGGAUAUAUUCCUGCCCAGGUCAAGUUGUUUCAAUUUUCAAAGUCAUCUGUGUGCAGAGCUGACCAGACCGAAAUUCUUCUAUAUAUAGAAUGAAUUGGAAAUUGCAAUGAUUGGUUACGUUAAUUUCUCAGCAUUUGAGGAAUGACCCGGUCAAAUAUUUUCAAUAUUAUUUAUUAAUACUUGUGGUAAAACUUUUUUUUUUAAAUCACCGGCAAUGAGUAUGACUUGGCCCAAGGUGUCUAGCCCAAAGGACGUGAGUUAGUCACAUUCACUCCCCGCCACAUUCACUCUUUGCUGUUCCCCAAUGGGUCCUCAACAAUGUCAAGUUUGCAACCAAGUUCAGUCCAAAUACAAGUGCCCUUCAUGUUAUUUACCUUACUGUUCCCUGGUUUGCUUCAAGAAACACAAAGAAUUUCCAUGUGUCAAGCCACCCUCUUCAGAAGCCAAAACAACUGCUGCUUUGGAAUCACCUGCAAAAGAGCCAAUAGUCAUUGAUGAACCAAUUGAAGUGUUGCAAAAAUACCAACUGGAGGCUAUAGCCUCUUCCAGUGAGAUUCGCGAUGCUUUGAAUGAUAAAGCGCUUCAAGAACUAAUUUUCCGCAUUGAUUGUUCCUCAAAUGCAGAGAAUGAACUUGAUAAAGCUAUGGAGGAGGAGGCAUUUCGCUUGUUCACAGACAAGAUUUUAUCAACCACCAACCCCUAACUGCAAGCACACGCCGCUGAAAGCAAAAUUUGUGAAAGAAAGUUAAAUAUGAAAGGAACAGCAGAUAGAACCCCUAAAGUCUGCAGGUUUUGUUUAUUAGAUUUAGAUAUAUAUAUAUAUAUAUAUAUAUAUAUAUAUAUAUAUAUUUCAGCUGUACAGCUCAACCCCAUGAUUCAGCUUUUGAUGUGUAAGAAAUUUUGUAUCUUCAUUGAGCUAGUGUAGUGUAUGGGCCAAAGAUUGAUUUUGAUGGUAUAAUAUAAUCCUCAAAUCUGUGAGUGUUGUCCUUUGCUCUA
This is a messenger RNA of Lotus japonicus, 1069 nucleotides long. RefSeq lists its product as uncharacterized. Lineage: Eukaryota; Viridiplantae; Streptophyta; Magnoliopsida; Fabales; Fabaceae. The coding region runs from base 378 to 776 and encodes 132 amino acids. Gene Ontology annotation, biological process: snoRNA localization; maturation of LSU-rRNA from tricistronic rRNA transcript (SSU-rRNA, 5.8S rRNA, LSU-rRNA); box C/D snoRNP assembly. The record is from RefSeq and is a predicted model, not a curated record. The transcript has 7 exons. Gene Ontology annotation, cellular component: pre-snoRNP complex; nucleus.